Messenger RNA from Psilocybe cubensis, 648 nucleotides. RefSeq lists its product as uncharacterized. NCBI's taxonomy places the organism in Eukaryota, Fungi, Basidiomycota, Agaricomycetes, Agaricales, Agrocybaceae. The record is from RefSeq and is a predicted model, not a curated record. The coding region runs from base 1 to 648 and encodes 215 amino acids. The transcript has 3 exons.
AUGGUCACAGCUAUGUGCUCUGGGAUGAGCAUAAUUACAUGCGGGUUUGUGAUCAUAACCCAAGGACCAUCUCUGAAACUUACGUUCGACCGCGAGCGACAACGUUUCCUAGCUUUCGUCAGUUUAUUGGCGGCUAUUUUCGGCCUAUUUGGGAAUGGAUUUCAGCUUAGCGACCACCCAAAAUCUGCCGGGGAGUCAACUGCUUCUUUCUUUUUCAAUUGGCUGGUCCAGCUUGGGUUUGCUGGGAUUGCACAUAAUAGCAUCAUCAGGCUUCUUACUGCCCGCGCAAAGUCCCCUGCUCCCGAUUUGAUAAAGCGCACUUCCAGGCUAUGUUGUAUCUUCUAUCUCCUCACUUUGCCUGUGAUGGCGCCUACCUUUAUAUCCCUGAUUCAUCCUGCGCGCUCAUCUGUCAAGGUCGUUGCACGGGAUAUGAACAUUACCUACGUCUGCGUCGUCGAAGCUCUGGCAACAGUUGCUGAUGUUACCUUGCUGUGGAGAUUCACAAAUAACAAGGAGCAUGGACACGAGACUCGAAAGAAAAUGAUUCAAGACAUGUGGAUUGUUUACGCCUUUAUUUGGUUCACAAUCGGUGCCGAUAUCUUUGCAAAGGCCAGUGAAUUUUUUACAACGUACAAGUCAUGCAGUUGA